AUCCUUGUGGGCAGCACCCAAUUGCCGGCCUGGCUAAUGGCGUGGUGCCUGAGCCGGUGGGCUGGCGGUGCCCUCUGGCGCUGCGCCCCCCGAGCCGGCAGGGGCAUCUCCUUGGGUGUCCCCGAAACGGCCCCGGUGAAGACGACGCUCCCGCCCCCUAAAGUGGUGGAUCGGUGGAACGAGAAGAGGAGCCUGUUUGGGGUGUACGACAACAUCGGGAUCCUGGGGAACUUUGAACGUCACCCCAAGGAUCUGAUUAAGGGGCCCACGUGGCUCAGGGGCUGGAAAGGGAAUGAAUUGCAGCGAUGUAUCCGUAAGAAGAAAAUGGUGGGAGAUCGCAUGUUUCUGCAGGACUUGCACAACCUGAACAAGAGAAUCAGAUACCUCUACAAACAGUUCAAUAGAAAGGGGAAGCUCCGGUAGAGGAGAAGCCAUAGAAAUCCCCAUCCCCAACCUGUCACCUUUCAGGACACUUCGGGUAGGGAACUGCUCAGUGUGGAGAAAGGCCUUUGUAAUGGAUUCCUAAUAAAGUUGCUUCACUAGGCAUUUGCCUUUUCUUUA
Trichosurus vulpecula (common brushtail) is the source of this 561-nucleotide messenger RNA. Its product is annotated as 39S ribosomal protein L51, mitochondrial-like. Gene Ontology annotation, molecular function: structural constituent of ribosome. The transcript is spliced from 3 exons. The record is from RefSeq and is a predicted model, not a curated record. Gene Ontology annotation, cellular component: mitochondrial large ribosomal subunit. Gene Ontology annotation, biological process: translation. Bases 37 to 423 code for a protein of 128 amino acids. NCBI's taxonomy places the organism in Eukaryota, Metazoa, Chordata, Mammalia, Diprotodontia, Phalangeridae.